AUGAAGUCAGUUGUCAAUAGUGUUAACGCGAAAGUUAAUAAAUUUCCAGGCAUGACUGAGUUGUCAAAGAAAAUCGCAUUGAGUCGAGCGAUAACGUCGAUGCGAAAACUUUUUCCGGACGAAUAUGAAUUCUAUCCGAGAAGUUGGUUCAUUCCGACGCAAUUCGACGAAUUCUGUGAAUAUUGUGGGAGUCGAGAGGCGAUCAAUAGUGAUGACAUUGAUCACAAUCAACAAGCCCCAGUGAAUUGGUACAUCGUUAAACCCGAUGAUGGAGCUCAAGGUAGCGGUAUAUACCUGAUAAACUCUCCGUCACAACUGAAAGAUGUAACAACAAAGCAACUCAUUCAAGAAUAUGUUUCUGAUCCAUAUCUGAUGAGCGAUUUGUUGAAAUUUGAUUUUCGAGUGUAUGCGGUCAUUAAAAGUAUCAAUCCAUUAUCGAUAUAUGUUGCAAGAGAAGGAAUGGCCAGAUUCUGUACUGAGCGAUACCAUCGACCUACUACAUCAAAUUCUAACAAUUUGUAUGCACAUUUGACAAACUAUUCUUUGAACAAAGCCAAUGACCAUUAUAUUCACAGCAAUUCACUGCAAGAUCAACUCAGAGGCAGUAAACGUCUGUUGUCGACUGUAUUUCGUCAAAUGGAAGUACGAGGCGUCAAGACGAAACGUCUCUGGCAUGACAUCAAGCUGAUCAUCGUUAAGACAAUACUGGCAAUGGUGCCUGAGAUUAUGCUGUGCUACGAGCACUAUUUCUUUGAUGCACCCGGUCCACAAUGCUUCCAAAUAAUGGGGUUCGAUAUAUUGGUAACACGACAGUUGGAUCCGAUUCUUUUGGAAGUCAACUCAGCCCCAAGUCUUACUAUUGAGCAUUCACUACCAGUGAAUCAGGAGGAUGACCUAGAAAACAUUGAACCUCAGAAAAUUCGUUCUGUUGUCGACGAGAUAAUCAAAAUCCCUCUUGUAAUGGACACUAUCCUGCUGGUUUUGAAUAUAUUCGAUGACGUGUACAACGAACCGCGUAUCAGUACAGGGAACGUUCUCUCGGAUGUGAUAAAUCAUGAGAAGAAACCAACUGACGACAACAGGUUGACGUUGAACACAAAGAAGAAAUCGCGUCUUUCAGAGGUAUUCGAAGAGACUUUUCAGAUAUUCCCGUGUCGAUAUGGUCAGUGCAGUGGUCAUUUGCUGUUUCUCGAUAAAGCCGUCUACCUGUUCAUGCAAUUCGUUAACUUGAAACAAACAUCCUUCAUGACUAUUUCUGGUGCUAGAACGUUGAUCAAGAAGUGUAAUUUAACAAACGUGAUCAGCACAGCAGAACUGGAACGUAAAUUCAUUGAAGUUUACUAUCAUUUCACUGGUGAACAGUGGACAACUGGUGCAUGCGGUGAAUUGAAAAUUUCUAGUUGUGUGGAGAUCUACUUAUUGCCGGCACGACUGAAGGAGAGACGAUUAAGUCGCUACCAGACACGUUCACGGAAUGACGCAGGUCGGAAAGGGCGUUCCAGAUAUUCGCAUUCUCUGCCGAGAAACAUCAACCUAUCGAGUGCUGCCGGCAAGAACAUGCAGUCGGAUGCGACUACUGAAACUGCGAAACGUUCCAAAGUGGAUCGUUUCGUUUUGCCCAAAAUCAGACCGCCUUUUUAUGUUUAA
Anisakis simplex (herring worm) is the source of this 1647-nucleotide messenger RNA. Lineage: Eukaryota; Metazoa; Nematoda; Chromadorea; Rhabditida; Anisakidae. The record is from the annotation of a GenBank genome assembly.